AUGAAAUGGUCUGCGCCAUUCCUCGAACUCAAUGGCGCGCUGAUCUCCCGCCCCAGCACUUGGCGGAGCCGUGCCUCCUUUCCCGGCGUCAUGUCACGCCAGCAGGCGGCUUGUUACUUGUACAGUCCUCGAGCUCCAAGCUCUCCACUGGCCUCGUCCAUUCGCGACGACGACCCCGCCGCCUCACCGGUCACUGCUACCCUCCUCCGACCAGCCGCUUCGAUCCCGACCGCCUCGGACCUCGAUGUCAUUGCCCUCAUUCUCUCGCCUCUGCACCUCCUGCAUCUAGAGAUCAUGGCCACGCUGAGCCAGGACGACAUUGAAAAGCUCUUUUCCGGCGCGCCCCAGUACUUUGCCCGUAAUGAGGGGCCCUUCAUCUCCGUCCCCAAUCCCUCCGUCGCAUUCCCCUUUGACGAGGACCUGCAGAUCCGUGAUCUGACUGACCACUGCCAGAUCGAGGCCAAGGCUUGGAGCGGCGUCACCGCCCAUCCGCAUCUUACCCGCGACCGCAACCAUGAUGCCGCCGCCGAGAAGCAGCAGGCUGAGCGCCGGAGCCGCGCGCACUUCUUUGUCCGCUGCCGCGAGCGCCCCAACAUGCUCAGCCUGCAGGGCCUCGAAAAGGGCACCAUGGGCUACCAGGCUGCGCUCGAGCUCGGCGUCAGCGACGCUCUCGAGGAGGAGCAGUUUGGCUUUGACAGCAUUGGCAAAAAGGCCCGCGCCAUUGUCGACGCACGCGAGCACAUGCUUGGCAACGAGGGUUGGCUGCACCGCAUCCCAGAGUCCGAAAUAUUGGGCCGCCUCCAGCGCAAUGGCAACAUUUACCGAAAUAACGACCUUAGGAAACGCCAGUCCUCCGAGUCCUACAACGACUUGUUUGGUAACUUUAUGCGCCCCCGCUACAUAGCCCUCGACAAAAAGGACGUCCACGGCUUGACCAACCAGAUUGUCGCCAUUCUCAAGUGUCUUGCCACGGCCAAUGUCUGGAUUGACUUGUCGCAUGUUGAGUGGCGCAUCCGUCUUGGUCAGAUCCUUUGGGGAGAGCCCCACGGUGACCGUCUGGAUGGGGAUUCUAGCAUACACAAUACGGAAUGCUCCGACGAAAUGGCCGAGGAGAAAUAUUGGCUUCUCUUGCAAAUUCUCAUGGCCACAGAGCUUCUUAUUCGGCUUGAUGCCGUCACUCAGGGCGAGGAGUAUGGUGCUGGAGCUUUUCGACCUAUUGACGUCGUCCAGUUCGAGCGCGCCGCCAACUCGACCGUGAAAUGGUCACUGCUGCUUGCGCGCAGCUGGCUCGAUAACAUUGACAUUGUCGCAGACGGAGAAUCUCCUCAAAAGGAGGCUACCAAGGAAGAACUUUCGAAUGAUCACGACGCUACUCUUGUCAAGAGCAUAAUGGCCAAAAGUGCCAGCUGGUUGGCCGUCAUUGCGAGCCAUAUGCCCUUCAACCAUCACCACAACCAUCAUCACAUGACGCCAGCAUUUCCAGCGCGGCGCUAUAUUAUCAAAGGUAGAAACGGACAGCGCCAAGUCGACGGUCUUAUUCACUUUGCCAAAAAGCUGAGAUGGCCUGGUAUCGAAGACUAUGAAGCGCGCAUUACUACUCACAUGCGAGAGGCCGUGAAGAAGAAACCCGACACCUCCAUGUGCGAUUGCGGCUACGACUCCAAAUCCAAAGAUCACUCCAACGACGACUAUUUCGGUACGUGGGAUGUUACUUGCCAGCGAGGCAACCACAAAGAACGAGCCAGAGCCCGACGCAGACGACUCGCGGCCGCCUUGCACCCAUCUGGGUGGAUGUCCAAGUCAUACAUUUUUGGACUCAUGCUGCCAGGCGAUGGACUGUCGCACUUUCUCAUGGCAACACUGCUCGAGAAUGAUGACGUUGCCAUGAGCAAGCUUGGCUCCUUUGCCAAUCUUUGUGGCGGGUUUGUCUACUCUGGUAUGAGUUUCUGGAGCACAUCGUGCAUCGUCGGCCGAGUGCUUGCAGCUGGAAGUGGCUCUGCUGAGUGUAUGGGCUGGAUCUCAACGAACAUUGUACCCAUGGGCGUAGAAGAAGGUUGGCUUAAUAUUGACGUCAAGGAUGUGGCCGAGGAUGUUGCAAACUUGGGCAAAAAGUCGAGAAUAUGGGCAAAACGACGUCUCGAGCGUGAUUCUUCCAUUGCUGGCGACGGAGAAGAGGAAUCAGCAUCGCCGGCCGACUUUACUAUGCCCUGGGAAAACCGAUAUCAAUCCCCUCCACCCAAUGUAUUCGUCGACUUUGCAUCUUUGGAGCUCUCCCCGUCCGCUUUAUCGCUUCAUCCCACACCACUGCCUGAGAUUAUGGCCACUCCUCGGCAUGAAUCUGCGCCGGCUCCGGAUCUCUUUUCUCGACCCGCUUCACUUAUUUUUCGUGUUGGCAUUGACGGAAUUCCUGACAGACAACAUAUAAUCUCUCUACUUUACGAUGUAAAUUUUGUCAAUGCUCACCCAUGUUCGCCACCGCGUGGUGUACGAUUCGUCAAGUCGCCGUCCAGCCCGACUAUUCGCGAAAUCGACGUGUCUGGAGAGGCAUCACUCGGCAACGCAUCGCGUGCUCUACAUCGCAUGGGCCAUCCCUUGCACAAGUUUUUCAACUACAAAGUCGUGCACAUAUCCGAGGUGAUUCAAAAGAAGCACCAGCCGCUGUCCGAUCUCCUGGGCGUCGGCUAUCCCGAAAACAAGGCCCCUGGCAACACCGUUCUCGUCAUUGACUGCAUGACUCAGAUUGUCGAGCUGCCGCAGUCGCCGGUGCUCGAGCGCCUUGCUUCGCCGUCGACCUCGCCCCAGGCCGACCGCAAGCAGGGCUUCUCCUUUGCCGCCAACAUGCACUACGAGUCGCAUAAGCGGCAAUCGGGAUCGGACAUGGAGAUUUUAGUCCGCAGCCUCUGCUCCGAGCAGGGCUGGAAUGCUAUUAUCAGCCGUCGCAAGCGAGGCUGUCUUGCGUGCGCGAUUCGCGAGGCUGGUGCGCUGGGCUACAAGGUUAUUGUGCGAGUGGACUAA
This is a messenger RNA of Beauveria bassiana ARSEF 2860, 3015 nucleotides long. Its product is annotated as TPR Domain containing protein. The transcript is spliced from 4 exons. Lineage: Eukaryota; Fungi; Ascomycota; Sordariomycetes; Hypocreales; Cordycipitaceae. Bases 1 to 3015 code for a protein of 1004 amino acids. The record is from RefSeq and is a predicted model, not a curated record.